Messenger RNA from Darwinula stevensoni, 1440 nucleotides. The record is from the annotation of a GenBank genome assembly. NCBI's taxonomy places the organism in Eukaryota, Metazoa, Arthropoda, Ostracoda, Podocopida, Darwinulidae.
AUGGGGACGGUGAAUGUGACAAAGACAGGGAAACGAUGCCUAACUUGGAAUUCCGCUGAGGUGAAACCGUACAUAGAAAAAGAUGGCCAGAUGUCCAAUUUCUUUGGUGGUAUACCCACCGAAAUGAACUUCUGUCGGAACCCGGAUUUCCACAAGAUGCCCGGGUGCUUCGUCAAUGAUAGUGAUGUGUUGUUGUGGGAGGAUUGUCGGAUUCCCCUUUGUGACGAUCAAAUUGGAGUUGAGGCAUUGCAGAUAUAUCCGGAAUGCCGAAUGACGACAAUGGGGAAGGAGUACAGAGGUACCCAGAGCAUAACACAAGAUGGGUAUGAAUGCUUUGCCUGGAAAGAGAUUCCACACCAUUUAAAUAUUCGUGAUAUUCUCAAGGAGCACUUGCCGGGCGACGAAACCGAGAGUGUCUUGAAUAGAGAGUACAUCUACGAAUUCAUUUCAAAGCAGGACCUCAAUUAUUGCCGGAAUCCAACGUCGGCCGAGCAGCCAUGGUGCUUCGUUAACAUCGGCUACGAUUGGGAAUUCUGCAACAUCCCAUUCUGCCCAGGCCACAAAGAACCCGUGGAAUGCAGAUUGACUGAAGAGGGAUGGGAGUAUGCAGGGUUCAAGAACGUGGAUGCAGCUGGCAGGAAGUGUCAGCCCUGGUUGACGUCCAACGCCACGCGAUUUCAACUCCUGAACUUCCUCGCAUUCGCUGACGAAAGCAUAGACUAUAGCUUCAACUACUGUCGCAAUCCUGACCCUAACGAUGAAAAUCUCUGGUGCUUCACAGAAGAUGAAGAAACUUUGAAUGGACGGAGUCAGUGCAAUGUCCCAUUCUGCUAUGAAGUGUAUGAGCGUUCCGCUCUAGAAGGUAAACCGGCGCAAGGAUACCCGGAAUGUUUGCAGACCAAGAUGGGGAAGGAAUACGUGGGGACGACUAGGGAGACGAUGACUGGACUGCCCUGCCUCCGAUGGGACUCUCAGCCCUAUGGAAAGCUUGAGGAUUUCGAUCCGAAAUUAUCCUACGAUAAUCAUUUCCGAUUUGGCAAUGCCGCAUCGCAUCAAGAUUUCUGCAGGAACCCGACAUUGAAGAAUCAACCCUGGUGCUUCGUCGCCGAUCCAGACAUGAAAUGGGAUUUCUGCGAUAUCCCCCUCUGCCCCAACUACCCCAAAAAGACGGAAUGCAAAUGGACGCACAAGGGAGAGGAAUAUGCAGGGACUCUCGACGUGACGAUGUCCGGACGUACAUGUCUGCCUUGGAACGACUCCGGAUUACUGGAACAAUUUUGGCCGAGGUUCCCAGAAGACGUGAGGAGUGAGAAUCACAACUUCUGUCGCAAUCCAACAGGGAGAAAGGACCUGGCCUAUUGUUUUGUUGGUUUUAACGAAACCGAAAAGACCUUCGAAGCCUGUAACAUUCCUUUCUGUCCCUUCCACUUCCUCCCCUAA